Molecule: messenger RNA, 813 nt
Organism: Serendipita indica DSM 11827
Lineage: Eukaryota; Fungi; Basidiomycota; Agaricomycetes; Sebacinales; Serendipitaceae
Source: the annotation of a GenBank genome assembly
AUGAACCCACUCGAUACUCAGGGUAUCGACUUUGUGGGCGGAGCAAAGGCCCUGGUCCCCCAGGAUCUACGCCCUGCAUCCGUCAAGGAGAUCUGGGCAGAGCCUCUCUUGUCUACGAGAGAGUUCUUCAGGGUACUUGGGACAAUGGCGAUAUUUUUGUCCUUUGGAGUGUUUCUAUAUUACUCGUUUUACAUAGCAUUUAUUGUGACCUCUGUGGAGAGCUUUCAGCGUACAACACGAGCUCCAGCUCGCCCUCGCCUUGCAGGAUCCUAUCGCAGGAUCACUCUUCACAUGCUUCAUACUAUAGGGCUGAAGCAUUUUAUCACGGGGGCUUGGACAUUUCUAUGGACUGCCGUAUUGGCGUUUGUUGGUAGAACUGCUAUGCCAGUGUCAACAGACAAUGCCAUCAUCCAAUCGCUUGGUGGACCGAGUGUCAUCUCUGGCCUCUUGCUGGAGCCCCUCAACAUUCUCUUCACUCACAAGAUCCUCACAGCAUCGUCCUUUAGCCCCUUCGACACGCUCAUUCGACUACUGCCAGCCAUGGAUUUCUAUGUCAACCUUGCGUACAUUGUAGGGAUUCGCAUCGCAUUUCAUAUCCUCCAGACAAGGCUCCUCGUAUCCGACCGCUCGCAGCAUUACGCAAACCCUUUCCUUACCUUUUCGACAUUCAUUGUGCUUUUCCUCUUCCGCAUCGCUAUGGUCACCAACACUCAUGCAAGACUGCUUGCCCCAGAAGUUACGACCACUAUCCAUGUGCAGCGGUUAGGGGGUUUCGAGUGGGGAGGCAACUUUGGCAUCUUGUCCUCCGAAUGA